This is a messenger RNA of Trypanosoma cruzi, 469 nucleotides long. RefSeq lists its product as uncharacterized. The transcript has a single exon. The record is from RefSeq and is a predicted model, not a curated record. The annotation marks the transcript as partial. NCBI's taxonomy places the organism in Eukaryota, Euglenozoa, Kinetoplastea, Trypanosomatida, Trypanosomatidae.
AUGUCGUCGCUGACUUACGAGAAUUACUACCAGCAGGCUCUCGAGGACCUCGCCUUCAUCUGGAAAGAGGACGUGAAUCUCACCAAAGUGCGCGUCGCGGCGAGCGGACGGCCACGGUACGAGCAACUGCUGCAGUACUGGUCAUCGCUCUACAUUCAGUACCUGCGCACGGCGAAGCGACUUGCUGCCGUGCACGACGCCCAGCUGCAGCCACAGAAGCGCUACGAUGUUCGCACGCUGCUUGACACCUGUCUGGGCCGGAUGUUGGAAGUACGAAACCUUCUCAAAAUGAACUGUGGAGAGUUUGUCAAGCUGGAUGAUGCCGCGCUGGACAUGAAAAUGAUCCCGGAAGAUCUCGAGGUGCCCAUCCCGCGCUACUUUGUUGAGGAUACCGCGUCGGAACUGCAGGAACGGCGGCGGCAGAUUGCAGCGCUGCAGACAUAUUUCAAGGAAACCGAGGCGGAUGCGC